AUGCUCUCUCUCACAUGCGCGGCGCUCUUGUCGGUGCUGCUGCUCGCCACGCACACCUGGGCCUCGUCGAAAAACAUCCAGAUGCGCGAGAUGGACUCGGACGCCAUCGUGCCACUGCGCUCGCACAGCAUCUAUGCGCCCUACGUCGACUCGAAUCUGCAGAACAAGUUCUGGGACUUUGGAGCCGAUGCGAUCGUCGACACCAACCGCCACAUCCGUCUCACCCAGGACCGUCCCUCGCAGAUGGGUUGGCUCUGGUCGCGUCUGCCGCUCACGGCGGACAGCUUCGAGAUCGUCACCGAGUUCAAGGUGGACGGUCAUGCCUCGCACGUCGCUGGAGACGGAAUGGCCAUCUGGCUUACCCAGGAACGCGCCAAGCCAGGACCCGUGUUCGGAUCGAUCAACUACUUUACGGGGCUGGGCAUCUUCUUGGACACCUAUCCCAACUCGCGCCAUCCGUACUCGUUCCCGCGCAUCUCGCUCAUGAGCGGAAACGGCGUGGAGGCGUACGAGAACGACAAGGACGGCGCGCGCCAGGAAGUCGCAGGUUGCUCCAUCGACUUCCGAAACGCCAAAGUCGCAACCAAGGCAAAACUCAUCCAUGUCAAGGAUGUCUACACCGAACUUCUCAUCCACCACUCCGAAUGGGACCAUUGGGAGAGUUGCUUUAAACUCGACGAUGUCACGCUGCCGCUCAAUCCGUAUCUCGGCUUUUCCGCACUGACGGGCGAUGUGAGCGACAACCACGACGUCGUCUCGGUCACCACCAGCAACAUCGUCUACCGCAACCGAACCCCGCAACAACUCAGGCAGGAAAAGAUGAAACACUUCCCCGAAAAGUUUGGCCAAAAGACAAAGAAGAAGUCGUGGUCGUUUGGCGGAAACACCAAAGGUUACUCGUCCGACGUCGUCGAUGGAAAGUCGAGUGGAGGCGGUGGAUUCUUUGGGUUGGUGGCGGGGUUGUUCCGUUUUGUGUUUUGGCUUGUCAAGUGGGGCCUCAUCGUCGCGGCUGUAGGCGCACUAGUCAUGCUGGGCCUCCAGUACCAGAAACGACAAAACAUGAAGCGGUUCUAG
This is a messenger RNA of Moesziomyces antarcticus, 1074 nucleotides long. Its product is annotated as legume-like lectin. Gene Ontology annotation, biological process: endoplasmic reticulum to Golgi vesicle-mediated transport; endoplasmic reticulum organization; Golgi organization. The record is from RefSeq and is a predicted model, not a curated record. Lineage: Eukaryota; Fungi; Basidiomycota; Ustilaginomycetes; Ustilaginales; Ustilaginaceae. Gene Ontology annotation, molecular function: D-mannose binding. The transcript has a single exon. Bases 1 to 1074 code for a protein of 357 amino acids. Gene Ontology annotation, cellular component: endoplasmic reticulum membrane; Golgi membrane; endoplasmic reticulum-Golgi intermediate compartment.